Messenger RNA from Suillus fuscotomentosus, 2156 nucleotides. RefSeq lists its product as uncharacterized. Gene Ontology annotation, molecular function: DNA-binding transcription factor activity; protein dimerization activity. Gene Ontology annotation, biological process: positive regulation of transcription by RNA polymerase II. The record is from RefSeq and is a predicted model, not a curated record. The coding region runs from base 421 to 1920 and encodes 499 amino acids. Lineage: Eukaryota; Fungi; Basidiomycota; Agaricomycetes; Boletales; Suillaceae. Gene Ontology annotation, cellular component: RNA polymerase II transcription regulator complex. The transcript has 5 exons.
CGUCGACAUUCACAAAGUCAUUCACAUCGACCAUCCUUAGGCCGUCUCUUAACUACUCUUCAACAUCCUAUUUACACAGGCAUAAUGCCUGCAUCUACAACGACUGCUACGAUCAAGCACGUCAAUCUCUUUUCUCAACCAAAGGAUAACACCGACGGCACCCCUGCACUGAAAGAUGUAUCCAGACAUUCCCCACUCAUUUCUCUUCCCCCUCUCGAUUAUUUACAACAGCAUCGUAGGGGCUCUAUCACAGAUCCAUCUCUACACGCUGCCUCGGCAAACUCGUCUGCAGCUUCCCGUCAUAUAGAUGGUAUUGAUUCUGCUUCCCGUGCUAUCAUCCAUGUUCGUCGCUAAUGCCCUGGCGUCCUCUCAGGACCACGUCCAGCUGCUAACUACACUUUCGGUGAUGGCGGAGGCUCAAUGCACAAUUCCGAGUCUUCAAGUAAACAAAUGCGCAAGAUAUUGCGUUCUCCAUCUACAGAAUGGGAGCCUGCAAAGGGUAUUGCACCUCUACAGACAUCACUUCCUCCGAACGGGGGAACUAAAACCACCGAUCACAUGAACGUGGACAGCAGUAAUGAGAAACAAUCGCCCAGAGUUAAUACACGACAAGCAGACGACAGUGAUCACAGUUCACGAAGACAAUCGAUUGCUAAUUCUUCGGAUUCCCAAAUGCCACAUGGAACGAAACGAAAGACGUCUACUUACAGAGAAGCCGAUACAAGUGACGACACAGAUUCGCAACUGGUAGGACCUGGGGUACCUAGUCCCAUGAACAUCGAUUCAGAAGGACGCGCACAAAAACGGCGAGGAUCGACCAUUGAAAUGAGCAGGAUAGCCCAGCUGAGCAUAUAUGACCAGAGGCGACAUUCAGUGCAUUCUGGAGCGAUAGCGUCAAGAGCGGGCACAGGAGUAUCAGGAGGAAAUGGGCACUGGUGGUUGAAUGAGAGACGGGAUUCCUUACCACCGUCGUUCCCAAACGGGACCACUAGUGGCUACCCCUCGGCAUUAUCCGGCGAUCAGCCACAUGGUCGACCUGCUGCACCCUCGACGCCAGGCAGCAUGGCGACUUUCGCGUGGUCUGCAGCACAACACCCGGACGGUUCGCAAGAUCCUAAUAUACAGCACCACCCCCGUUCUUUCGAAACACAACCUAUGCAGAUGACCAUGAUGCCCCCGAUGACAUUCCCGCCAGACAGGCGGAUGUCAGUGCCAGAAGGCUCGACUUCUACAAUAGGACCGACAAGAAAUAUUCGCUUCGCGGUCCCGACCUCCAUCGCCCAGACUGUCACUCCUGCUGUAGGGCCUGCGCCACCUGCGGAGGAGCCUUGUUCGGCUCCUUCUCCGUCAUCUAGCCUGAAACCGCCGAAGGAGCCGGGAUCUACACCUUACUCUCGUUCACCCGAGCUGCGAGUUUCUCAUAAGCUUGCCGAGCGAAAGCGACGGAAAGAAAUGAAAGACCUAUUUGAUGAGCUGCGGGACCAGCUACCCGCAGAUCGGGGCAUGAAGGCGAGUAAAUGGGAAAUACUUAGCAAAGCUAUCGACUUUGUUACCAAUUUGAAACAAAGUCACCAAGACAUGGUUCGUGAGAUCGAGAUGCUGAGACACGAGCUGGAAAGCAUGAGACAAGGCAUACCAUCUUUUGGUCCAGGAGCACCACCCCCCCACGCUAUGGUGUAUGGACAGGGCACAUCAGUUCCAGGACCAUAUCCACCACCUCCAGGAGCGAUCUCUCAUCCUCCACCGCACACGCAUCAGCAACCGCCCCAUCCGCCUCAGCCACGGCCACCAUCGUCGGAGAAUCCAUAUCCGACAGCACCCACCACCCUUUCUUCAGCUCCAGCAGGAGCACCACCAGCGCCAACUACCAAUGGUAUGGCGAGCAUACCAACGAACAAAUCAGAGGUACAGCCGAUGUAGUUGGUAGACCUAUCCUGGCCUCCCCUGGCCUCUUUCCCUCUGCUGAAUCCUACGAUUUCUUUAAGUUACGAGCUUGUGAUUAGCAUGGUUGUUCUCAUUUUUAUGGACAAGUUUUCACGGUCACAUGAAGUGUACAUAGUCUUCUCCUUAGGUUAUCCUCUCCUCGCAAUUGUUAUGAUGACUAUCAAGCAUCCUUCAUAUCAUCAUCUGCAUGGAUCAGGUAUAGGAGAAAGACG